Durusdinium trenchii is the source of this 2806-nucleotide messenger RNA. NCBI's taxonomy places the organism in Eukaryota, Dinophyceae, Suessiales, Symbiodiniaceae. The record is from the annotation of a GenBank genome assembly.
AAGACGUCCGGCUCCAGCCCUUAGACCGGUCGGUUCUUGGGCGGUUCUCGACGGGUCAUGCGCGGUUCUCAUCGAAGGGUGCCACAAUGGAGGCCUUGUCCUUUGCCUUAAAGCUUGAUGGUGAGGAGGAAGUGCAUUGUGAGCUGCAGACCGAGGGAGAUGAUGAUGAUGAAACGGUGGCGCGGAUUGGCCGUUGUCCAAAAGGCGCCAUUGUCAUCAACCAUCUUGGAGUCUCCUGGAUACAUGCAGAGAUCCGACUUCUACAGCGGCCUGACGAGGAGCCACAGCUCUUCGUUCGAGAUGUCUCAGCCAAUGGUACAGGUCUUCAAACGCCAGGAGAGGAGGAGAUCCGAUGGCUCCCGCGCAACGAAGACGUGCCUUUCUUUGCUGAGAACAUCGUGCUCCCGCAAAAGGUGAAAGCUUCAGGUCGCCCGGAGGAUGCUAUACGACGGACGAUAAGUUUGCGGCUGACCAGCGAGGAGGAGGCGCUGAAAGCGCGGCAGGCAAGAGAAGCCAAGGUAAAAAAGAAGCAGCAGAGGAAAGAGAAGGAGGAGGCGAGAAGAAAGAAAGCACAGUUGAAAGACGGAAAAGUGCAGAAAGAACCGAAGAAGGAACUUUUGGACUCGUCCAAAGAGAAAAGACAUGAACAACCAGUGACUCAGGAAACCAAAAUUAAGACAAAGGAAGACUCCAAGACAAAAGAGAAGGAUGGCAAGGUUGACAAGAAAGUAUCGAAGAAUGAGAAGGAUAGCAAGAGCAAGACGAGCAAGAACAAAAAGGAAGCGGCGAAAGCACCGGAGAAGAAAGAGAAAGCUAAGAAGGAAAAGCAAGACAAAGACAAAGCGGAUCAAAAGAAGAAAGACAAGGGGACCAGGGAGACGCGGGAGAAGGACACGAAGGAGAAAGCAAAGAAGCGUGAUCGAUCAAAGAGUCGUGAUGCAAGGUCCAAAGGCAAGGCAGAGGACCGCCGCAAGCAUCAGAAGGGAGUGGCUGAAAGUGAAGCGCCUGCCGCGGUGCAAGCGCUAAAGCAAGAGGAGGCUCCCGUACAAGAAGAGCCUCCGCAGGAGGAUCCUCCAGAAGAGGAUCCUCCAGAGGAAGAGCCUCCAGAGGAGGAGCCUGCGGUGGAGGAGCCUCCAGAGAAGCUUCGGGAGGAGCCUGAAUCUGAAGGAGACGAGGCACCGAAAGAGGCCGAGGAGGAGUCAGUGGAAGAGCAGGUGAUGGAGAAGGAUGAGGGAGACCAUGAUACAAAACAAGACGGAGAGGAGGAGGUUGAUGAUGUCGAAGAUCGUGAAGAAGAGAAUGACAACAAAGAAGACAAAGAUGACCAAGACGAUGGGGACUCUGAGGAGGACGUGGUGGUGGUUGAUGCGAGUGCCCCUACGACAUCUGCACCAGCUGCCUCGGCUGUCACAUCUGCUGUCCCAGCACCUGCACAGCCUGCACCGGAAGCGGCUUCGGAGCAGGGACUUCCCAAGUGGGUGAAGACCGGCAAGCGCGUCCAGUGGUUUUCAGCCUCGUUGAAACGGCUUGUGCCGGUGCGCAUCACCAAAGUGGAUCAUGACAGGUCUGUGGUGAUUGCCACUUUCGAAGCUGAUAGCAAUGUCUGGAAGAGUGUUCACUUUGGCAUCCUGGGUCGAGAAGAUUGCCCCCUCAGGGGCCCAGCCCCAGGGGAGCAGGAGAGCAGCGAUGAAGAAGCCGAAAAGCCUCGAAAGCGCGAUCGCAGCAGGACACCAGAUGUUUGGGAGCAAGAGCGGCGCCGGGUCAUUGCCACUCAGGAAGCCGUUCUAGCGGCCGAGCGCGCGGAGGAAGAGCGGCGAAAGAAGGCCUUGGAAGAGGAACAGCGCCGAAAGGCGGCACAGGAAAUCGAGCGGCAGAAGGUCCAAGCAGCGUUCGAACAGCGAAAGAAGGAGGCCGAGGAGCAGCGCUUGCGAGAAGAAGAGGAGUGGCGUGCCAGGCUAGUGGAACGUCGGAAAAAGGAGGCAGCUGAAGAGGAAGAACGCCUCCGGCAAGAGGAGGAGGAGCGCCAGGAGCGGAAAAGGAAACGAAAAGAGGAGAAGGAUCGCGAACGUGCUGAUCGCGAACGACAUGACAAGGAACGAAGAAAGGAGGAUCCCAGAAGAAGAGAAGCUGAAGAGGACCGGGAGCGAAAGCAGCAGGCCAGCAUGGAUGCCUUCGAGCAGGUAUGUUCCAAAGGCAGACGGAAAAAGGAGGAAGAGGAUGAUGGCUCGCCUGAAAAGAUGGGCUGGUCAGGGCAAAUGCCUGGAAUGCCGCUAAACCCCAUGAUGGCCAUGAUGGCCGCCGCUGGAAAUGGCACAGGCCAUGCUGGCCAUGCCGGCCAUGCCUUUCAGUCAGCUUCAGGAGGCAAAGGAAAAGGAUGGGACUGGGGCUUUCAGCAAGGUGCUGAGGUCGCUUACGGAGUUCCCGGCUAUGCCGACGGCUACGGGGCGAAAGGUGCCCAGGGGGCCUCCGUGCCCGGCUGGAACGGCGCGGCCGCUCCGCCCGCUCCGCCCGCUCGGGCCGAGACGCCGCCCUGGCGGACGGCCGCAGCCAGCCGGCUACCACCGCCGCCGAAGGGUUGGCAGAAAGGGGAGGAAGCCAAGGGAGGCGGCCAUGGAGGCGGAGGCCAGGGAGGCCAUCUAUUUCCUGCUGGUUUUCUCUUUGGAAAAGCUGGGAAAGGGAAAGGCUGGUGAUGUUUGAUGAUGACCGGAAAUGUGCAAUAAACCUGUACAUAGAUAGAAUACACGUCAUCCGAGGCUUCCAGCCAAUGGAACUUACCAUCAACUACUUCAGAAGCCAAACACAUGCU